Molecule: messenger RNA, 1515 nt
Organism: Fraxinus pennsylvanica
Lineage: Eukaryota; Viridiplantae; Streptophyta; Magnoliopsida; Lamiales; Oleaceae
Source: the annotation of a GenBank genome assembly
AUGAGGCUAAAAAUAGUGCAUCAAAAUCAAGAAAAUCGUGCAGGUGAUGAUCGAGAGAUGAAAAAGGAGGAGGAAGAGGAGCAUACCCAUGUGGGUAUUACGCCAGGGGAGGAGUCCAUGAAGAAGAAUUCUUCCCCUCUGAAUCCUUCCCCCAUUUCUACAUCUGACCCUGUUCUUGUUUCUGGUAAAAGGACGAGGAAACCAAAGGAGAUAAUGGAUGAGAUUUCGCCUAUUCUCAGGCGGAGGAAGAAACCAUCUACUUCCAAAUCGAAAGAUGCAAAACGAGAUAGUGCAGGAACAUUGACGAGCAAUGGAGAUGCUACUAAUGAUGGGUCAAGCAGUGCGGUGACUCCAGUCCAAGUGAAAUCGCCGACUAUGAUUCGAGCAGAGGAGGUUCAAUCAAGUUUAGGCAAUGAACACCCUAUCUUUCUGAAAACACUAGUUAGAUCACACGUCGCAAGUUGUUUUUGGAUGGGCCUUCCCGUGCCAUUCUGCAAGUUAUUUUUACCAAACAAGGACGCUACAGUUACUAUUGAGGAUGAAAAUGGUGAAGAAUUUGAAGUCAAGUAUAUUGCAAACAAGACAGGACUAAGUGCAGGAUGGAGGAAGUUUGUUUCUGGAAAUAAGUUGCUUGAAGGAGACGUUCUGAUCUUUCAAUUAGUCGGACCUUGCAAAUUUAAGGUGUAUGUAAUCAGGGCGAACGAUUUAACCGAAGUAGAUGGUGCUCUUAGCCUUCUAAUAUUGGAUUCUCAAACUAAACAAAGUGAUGCAGCCGAGGGAACUGCGGAUGUGAAACUCAAGAAGAAGAGGCGUCCAAAGUCUCUACCUUUGACAGUUGUGCAGAAGAAACAAAAGACAGGCCAAUUGGGGCUGCAACUUGGGCAGCCUGAGGAACAGUCGGGAAAUGACAGUGACGAGGUUGCUUCUGAAGUUUUCGAGGGUUCAAAGUGUUCUGGAUCGUCCAUUCAUUUUAAAGACGUUAAAAGCUUCGAAGAAUUCCACAUUGUGGUGAAUGGGGUAUGCAUCGACUCGGAACUUCCCGAACAUGUACGGCGAAAGUACUUCGAGCUGUGUCGGAGCAAGAAUGCUUUUCUUCAUGAAGGACUUCUCCCGGGCCUGUACUGUAAGUUAGCCGCCGGUAUGAUUUUCGAAGCUGUAAACACUGCGGAUGCUAUAAGAUCUUGCAAACUCACAACUCCUCGGAAGGAUUUUGAUGUAUGGGAAAAGUCGAUUAGGUCUUUUGAACUUUUGGGGCUGAAUGUAGGAUUUUUAGGGGCACGUCUAAGUCGAGUGCUAAAGUUGGCAUUCAAUUCUGAAGGUGCAGCCGAUGCAAAAAAGUUCUGGGAGGCUAAAACUGAACGAGCUCGAACUGAAGACGGGAUUAGAGAUCUUGAAGUGAAGCUCGUGGAAUUGAAAGAAGCAUCUGUGAAAUUUGAUGCUGAAAUCGAGAGUUUGAAAUCAAAAGCGGAGAGCUACGAACUCAUGUUCCAAGAAGAGGUAAACGCUCCGUGGUAG